AUGAAAUACUUAUUUUUUUGUCCGUUGAUUCUAGUCUAUUUUAUAAAAAUUACCACUUGCAUUUAUGAUGAUAAUUUUGUUUUUACUUUCAAAAAUGUGAAAAAAGUAAAUACAAGCAAAAGUCAUAUCAAUAAAUUUGAAAUAGAAAUGAUUUUAACAUUCAACAUAAAAAAAAGUGCAAAAGAAUUUUUUUUAGUUUCAUUAAUACCAGGAAGAAAUUUACAAAUUUUAUCAUUUAAAAAAGAAGAUACUAAUGUGAUACAAGAAAACGUGGAAUUUAACCUGAACAAGACAGAAAUAAAUGAAAAAGACACAUGCGAUUAUUUAAUAACGUCCAAAAUGUAUUUGAUAAAGUUAUCAACUGAUGAAUUAAAGAAAUUUAAAAUAUAUAAAUAUCCUUUUAAAAAUAAAGAGAAUACAAAAAGUGUACCACCUGAAUAUGAAUAUUCAGAAAAAUCUCUAAAAAAUUUCUUUUCAAAUGAAGGAGUUAUAUAUCCAUCAAAUUAUUUUUUAAAAAUUUCUGUUGAAAUCUUAAAAGAAGGUUUAAAUUCAGAGGGUGCUUGGAUUUUUUCUAUUGCUGAAAAAAAUAGUAGCAAUACAGGAAAUCAAGAAUGCACAAUUUAUUAUGACAAAUUAUCAGAAGUAUUUUUACAGAAAAGUACUUAUAACAAUCUAUUUUUAUUAUAUUGUAACAGUACCACUAAUGCAGAAAUCUUAAACUUAGUUCCAGAUUUAAGAAAAAAUUUUGAUAUUCAGUUAAGCACAAGCAAAAAAUUUUAUGGUGCUCAUAAGUCUACUUAUACAGUUGAAAUAAAUUUUAAUAAAAUACAAACAACACUAAAAACAGAUAAUGUAAUGAUAAGUAUAAAAUUACCAAUGGAUUUAUGCUAUUCUAAUUCCUGUUUUAAUAUAAAUUCUGAAAAUCCAUGCUUAAAUAUAAAACCGAAUGUUUUUGAACAAUGCACUUACAUAUUUAGAAGCUAUGAGUUUAUAUUGAAAUCAAAGAAUAGUAAAGAUAUAAAUAAUAAACUAGAAAUUUUUAUUGAAAAUAUUAAUAAUCCUUUGCUAAAUUUAGAAAGCGAUAAUAAUUGGGUAAUUCAUAUUUAUACUGUUGAUACGGUAAAUUUCAUAAUCACUGAUGAACAUAAAAAUAUAUUAGAAAAGGUAUCACAUGAUAUAUGUUCAAAAAAAUUUAUAAACAAAUUUAUAAAAAAAUAUUCAGACAGUAUUACUUGGAUUAAAUCUCAUAUGGCAAUUGCAUCUACACCUGAAUUAACUCAACUUAAAGUAGAACCUAUCAAUAACUAUGCAUUGCUAGAAAACCCUCUUAUUGUGCAUCUGAGAUUACUUUUUUUGGAAGAGCAUGUUUUUAAUAAAUGUUUAAUUGAAUUAAAAUCUAUUCACAAAUUUAUAUCAGUUAUAACAAAUAGUGAAUAUAGAUUAAAUGUUUAUAAUCAUAGUUUAUUAUUACCUAGUUCUUCCUUUAAGCCGGUAUUAGAUGAAGAACAUAUAAUAAAAAUUGAAAAAGAUACGGUGAGAAAUAAUGAUACCAUACACUUUGCAAUAAAUGUAAAGAAAUAUAGGAACCAUGAAUAUUGGUAUUUUACAUUGUAUUGUUUAAACAAAGAAAAUAAAUAUAUAAAGGAAGCACAAUCAUUAUUUAUUUAUCCAAUUGAAAAUAAAAAUGUGUAUAUGAGUGACUUAUACUAUAGAGAAAAGGAUGAUAAUAAAUAUAUUUUUUAUAUGAAUAUAUUUGUUUUUGAUGAAAAAGAAUUAGAAAUUAAACUAUCCAUUUUAUCAGAUAUUGGGAAUUCUAAUAUUGAGUUAAGUGAAACAUGUGAUGCACAAAUAUACACGUCUUGCUACAAUUUAGUUUAUCAUGAAUGCUCCAAAGAAGAAAAAAAUAUUAUUUACCAUAUUAAUUCAUAUAAAUUAACAAAUAAGCAUUUUACUAUAUUAUUUCCUUUAAUAAUUAAAAAUAAUGAAAAAAAAUUGAAUGUACAAGUUGAAUUGGAAGCAAAAUAUAAUCCUAGAAAAAUAAAAAAAAAACUUGAAUUAGAAGUAGAUAAGAUAUUAAAAAAUAAUAUGAAAACACCAUGUAUAAGCAAUUUAAUAUACAAAUUAAAAAAAUAUAAAAAAUAUGAAUCUCAUUUAUUUCUUUUAUUUAAAGCUGUUAAUUGCGAAAAAAUAUUUGAACCUUUCUUAAUUAAUUCUCAAAAUAAUGAAAAUUUUUAUGCAAAAACAGACUUCUUAGAUAACUAUGAAAAGUUUACUUUUCAAAAAACAUAUAAGCAAACGUUUCCAAUUAAUCAUGAUUCUAUAUCACAAAAAAUUUUUGAUAAAAAUAUAAUAAGAAUUAUUACAAUAGUAUUAAUUGAUGACUCUUUUUUAAAUUCAUUUAAAAAAAAUGAGAGAGCAUAUUUUAUUGAAUUUUUAAAAAAAAAUGUUUUCUUUCCUUAUAAUAAAUAUUAUGUAGUCACUUACUCUAAUAAUAAUUUACUAAUAGAGUUAUACAAGUAUAUUGAUGCAGGAAAUGUCAAAAUUGAUAUAGUUCAAAAAUCAUCAGAUAUAGAAAAUAUUCUAGGAGCAUUAGAAAAAACUAUUUCAUUUGCUGAGAUGAUAGUGAAGAAAGAAAAAAUUUAUAUGACCAGUGAAUAUAGUAUUUUAAUAUUAACUGAUCUAAAGGGAAUAACUUCAAUUAAAUCAUCUACAAAUGAAUAUGUUAAAAAUUCUACUGACAUAAAUAAAAAUAUUUCUAGAAUUUAUGUAGUAGCUUUUGAAAAAGGAAUUUAUACUAAUAAUGAUAUAUUUAAUGAAUCCAUUCAAAAUGUUAAUGAUAUAUAUGUAUAUAAAAAAAAUAAAAAAGAGGAUAUAUAUUUUUUCUCUUUUCAUAAAUAUAUAAUUGAUGAGCAAUUAUUGUUAUAUUAUGCUAAAGCAAUAUUGCAGGAUUACAUUAUUUUACAUACACAGAUUUAUAAAACAUCUUGGUAUUUAAUUGGAAUAUGUAGAAAUAAUGUAAUAAAAAACAGUACAACAAAAAGGAAACUACAUUUAUAUUAUGUAGAUAAAAAUGUUAAAACUGUUAGUUAUACUGUAUCAAAUGAUGAAAUUCGUAACGCUUUUGAUAAUUCAUCUUUAUCCUCUUUUCAAGAUAUGUGUAACAUAUUUACUCAGUUAGAACUACUAGGUUAUAAGUAG
Plasmodium relictum is the source of this 3198-nucleotide messenger RNA. Its product is annotated as conserved Plasmodium protein, unknown function. Bases 1 to 3198 code for a protein of 1065 amino acids. The transcript has 10 exons. The record is from RefSeq and is a predicted model, not a curated record. NCBI's taxonomy places the organism in Eukaryota, Apicomplexa, Aconoidasida, Haemosporida, Plasmodiidae.